This is a messenger RNA of Lottia gigantea (owl limpet), 5295 nucleotides long. RefSeq lists its product as hypothetical. The coding region runs from base 1 to 5295 and encodes 1764 amino acids. NCBI's taxonomy places the organism in Eukaryota, Metazoa, Mollusca, Gastropoda, Lottiidae. Gene Ontology annotation, biological process: DNA damage checkpoint signaling; positive regulation of transcription by RNA polymerase II. The record is from RefSeq and is a predicted model, not a curated record. Gene Ontology annotation, molecular function: histone binding. The transcript has 35 exons. Gene Ontology annotation, cellular component: nucleus.
AUGGUAGAAUUGGGUAUUCUGUCAGUAGAGCGGUGGACAACAUGCAAAAGCGGUUUAUUUCUAGCCAUGGAUUCAUCUGAUGAUGACAGUGAAGAUGUUCCCACAGCUUUCAUGGUAGGAACAUCACAGGUUGAAACACAAACCAAUCAAGAUACUAAGACAAUUCUUCAAAAUUUGCCUGCUUUGACAAAAUCAUCAAAGACUUCUGAAUCUGACUCAGCAAAAGAGAAGAGUAUAUUAUUUACUAAUAGAUUGCUUGAAACAAGCUCUGAAGAUGAAGUUAAGAAACAAGAAAUGGCAAAGGUUUUAGUGAAAGAUAGUGAGAGUGAGAUGGAACAGAUUAAACAUGUUUCAGAGACUAAUGAUGAAAAAGAUAGUUUCAGUGAUGAAGAUAUUGUUAUGACCCAAUCAGCUAGUGAUGCCAAUAUUACUGUUAUUUGUAAAACAAAAUUUACAGCUGGUAAAAAUACAGAUGAAGCCAGUACUAGUGGUGUAACAAGUUCUCCUGUUGUAAUAGCUAAUACAUUUCAAUCUCAAGGUUUUGAUUUGGCACCAAGUUCUCAAGAAGAUAUGUUUUUUGUAAAAGAUACAUGUGAUGAUGAGGAAAUUACGCCAAUUAAAAGUAGUCAGAAUUUUCGUAGUUUACAACUAUCAGGAGAACCCAUGAUAGUUCCUGAAACUCUUGAUCAAAAUUUGGGUGAUUCCCCAGAAAUUAUAAUGUCUACACCUAGAAUUAUACCUAAUUCACCAACAGAUGAUAGCUUACUAGAAGAUAAUGAUAAAAAGGAGGAGACCUAUGAUCCUACAGCUAUAGCUACUUUAAAUGAUCAGGUCAAAGAAUCUGUAAAUACUGGUAAUGAAAGCAAACCAGCAGAUUCUCAAGACUUAGCUUUAAGAUUAUCUCCAUCUCAACCAUAUCCUUAUAAUGAGAGUCCAUGUCAGUCAUUAAGAUAUGAGGAAGAAAUAAAUAUUGAUGAUACUGGUAAGAAAACAACCAACUCCUCACUAGCUGAAAGUUUCCAUUUAUCAAUACCAAGAGAGGGUGUAUUGUUACAUCCUACUAUUACUGAUAGUAAACAUGGUACCAGUACUGAUAAUAGUACUAGUCCUGAUACUAAUAAAACAUCACCUUCACAAGAGGGAGGAUUGGACAAACAAGCAUCAUUAGAUAUUGAUCACAUAUGUACAGAGACUGAAAAUAAUUCAGAUACAUCAUUUCAUCUUAAUGUGCCUCAAGUGUUAGAAGGUGAUAAUAUAUGUGAUGAUACAAAUCAACAAAAUGUAUUCAAUUUGGCAAAAACUGGUAGUAAAAGACCCAAACAUGUAUCAACAUUUAUAGAGGAGAGCAGUGAAGAUGUAUUUGCUUUUGAGAAACGACGUAAAAUUACCAAGGAUGAUGACAAUGAAAGAGAGAAUGCAUCUGAACCAAUAGUGGUAGAAGAACAGGAAUCUGUAGAUCCCAAUGCUGAAACUCAACCUUCUAAUGAUGAUUGUUCAUCUGUUACAGGUGAAAAGCAAUCUGUAGUAGAAACUGAAGAUACUCAGCUGUAUAAACCUGAUAAUAAAGCUAAACAAAGUACUAGUGUAGAGAUUAUAGAGGCAGAUGAAGUGGGCAAUCUAAUUAAAAAACCUUCAGUCAUUGUUUUGGACAGUGAGGAAACUGAAACUGAACAUAGGGAUAAUACAACAUACACAUCUUUAUUGGAGAAGAAGAUACCCAGUGAUGACAAGAUGUCCAAAGCUGCUGAAGAAAUGACUGAUGUAGUUCAACCUAUUGACAAAGACAUUCCCCCUGAUCAGAACAUCCAACGAGCAUCACAAUGUUCUGAAGAAAUACCUCAAUCACAAUCACUUAAUAAGAUGAAUGAAGAAUCUAAAGACCAAUCAGGCUCUCUUGGAUCCCAAUCCAAGCCGGCUCAAAGUUCUCAGAACAAUCAGAGUUUGCUUUUAAAAUCAGAUUCUGAAACAAAACAGAGCUCACAAGUGAAACCAUCUCGGACUAAAGAGUGUUCACAGCAACAGCUAAGUGUCCAGUUAAAACCAAAGUCACAAGCAAAAGCUGGUACCGAAACAGUACAAACUUCUCAACCAAAAUCAGACUCUCAACAAAAUCCAAAUCAACAGAUUCAAGCUAGUUCAGUACUAACUGAAGGUCGACAAGUUGAUAAAGAUUCAACACCAAAGCAGACUGUAGAAUCAGAACAUGUACCAUCAGCAAGCUCUCAACCAAAACAGAGUUUAAACACAGGACAGGAAUCUAUUCUGAAACAGCCCUGUACAAAACAGAAUUCCCAAAAUAAAAGUGCUGAGUUGGAAAAGGCCACCUCAAGUCGUCAACUUGAAAAAGAAGUGUCUGUAGAAGACCAUGUACAUUUUCAAAUUGAUGACCAGAAAUUGUCACAAGAUGCUUCUGAAGCUGCACCUAAAGCUCAAGAGGAUGAAACUGCUGAUCCUUAUUUAUUCCUUGGUACACAAUCACAAGGCUUAUUGGGCACUACAGUCAGUGUUACUACUUCUGCUACUCAUCCUGAUCAAUCAACAAAACAGACUUCUAAGUCUCCCAAGGCUAUAUCUGGGAAGAAGUUAAAGAAACUACCAGCUAAAAGAAUUCUUCCAAAGAAAACCCAGAUAAUAACUGAGACCCGUUCUUCUACUGAUGAUCAACAAAUUGGUCUGUCUAGACAUACCACUCUCCGUAGAAAGAGAACAUCAUCUAAAAAACAAAGUAAAGCUAGUGAUGAGUUUGUACGACCUGAAGAACCAGUUACUACACCUUUAAGAUCCAGGACAGAAGCAAGAAGCUCUCAUGAAACACCAAGUUCUGUACAGUUACAACAUGGUGAAUCUUCAAGACCACAAUCUCAAAGGAAAAUGGACUUCCAAGAAUUUGCAGAAGCCUUACAGAAAAGUUCCAGUUCUAGUAUAAGUUCUCAGGAAGAAUUAGAGUAUCAUGAAGUCACCACAAAAUAUAAAGUGGUAGAUAUCACUAUAACUAAUAAACGUGGUGAUGUUCUAUAUAAUAAAACUAAAAAGGAGAGGGAAGAACCAAUUGUGGUAAAAAGAAAAAUCUCUAAAGAAGAAGUUCAUCAAUUUGAAUCACCAAGAAGUUUAAGUACAUUAAGUUCAGGAGAACUGGGUGACAUUGAGUCCUUGUCCCGGUCUAGUGGUUCUAAAAAUAGCUUACCACAAAGUCUAGAUAAAACCAGUCCUAGUUUAGAUGUUCUAUCACCAUCAUUACAGAAAUCUAAAUCUGAUUCAUCACAGACCACACAUAUAGCAGCUAGUUCAUUACAUUCUGAUAUAGCUAACACUCCUAAUGAAUCACCUAUUGGUAAUGAAGAGAUGGGUGCUCAUACAGGAGGUGUAGAAAUUUCUGAUGUCAUAUUUACCAGUCCUGAGACAUCUGAUACAGCUAAAAAACAUUCUGAGGUACCUCGAACAACUAAAUCAACCAGUCCAUUGGUUCGUAAACAGGCAGCUGACUCUAGUAGUCAAGAUACUAGUGAAAUAGAAUGUGCUCAACGUCAGACCACAACUACCAAAGUGCCAGAUGAUCCAGGUUUAGAUGAGAGUGGUGGAUUUUCUGUUCGUGGUGGCACUGCUAGUGUUCAUUCUUCAUCAUCUGGUAGGAAGGAAGAUAUUUCAACAACACCUACUGGACGUUCUUCUAAAAAGAAAACUGGCACUGGACGAGGUAAGCAGUCUGUAAAGAGUAGAUCUAAGAAUACAACAAGUACUUCUACUACUACAACCACUACUACUGACACUUCUAAAACCAGUCCUGAGAUACCAAUGAUUGGUGGUAAUAAAGAUACAUCAACUACUACUAUGUCUACCAAACCUACCUAUGCUAGUAAGUUAACAGAAGGAUCAGCUGUCAUGGCAAAAUGGAAAGAUGGUUAUUAUUAUCCUGGUACAAUAAAACAAAUUGAUUCAGAAAGAGUAAUGGUAUCAUUUGAUGAUGGUGAUGUAAAAUAUGUAAAGAAUAGUAAUAUAUUACUAGUUAAACAGUUACCUAUAGGUCAGAGUGUAAUGGUACUGUCUAAUGAUGGCUAUUUUGAUACAGGGAUGAUACUGGGUCAUUUGACUUCUGAUUCUGAUGAAUCUUUUUUAUAUCAAGUAGAGAAAGAUAAUGGUGAAAAACAAAGAUAUUCUCACAGUCAAGUAAUAUUAAGUGAAGAUCAAGCAGCUUGUUUGAUGAGUGAUGAAGAAUUAAGAAUAAGUCAACCAGGAGGAAGCCAUGUUUCAACUCACAUCAAUCCAGCUAAUGUAUCAUUAGAUAAUCUAGUAGAAGGUAAAAGAACAAGAUCAGCUAAGAAAGACUCUAAGAAGGAAAUGCGAGAACCAAGUGAAACUAAAAGAUUAGGUAGAAAACGGAAAGCGAGAGAAGGUGGACCAAUGGCUACUAGUACUCCUACUCCGAAAGGCAAAAGAUUACAAACAGAAAAAGCACAUCAAUCUUCAUCUACUACAAGUAAUCUACUAGAUUCUCCCUCUACCAGUGGUACUAGACAUUCACCUAGGAAAGUUAGAGUUGGAUUAUUUGAUGACAGUACCAAGACAUUUGGCCUAUUUAAAGAAAUGGCGUUUUUACUUACACAUGGUGUAAAGACUAAAGAACAGAAAAGAGAAGAGAAAAAACAAUUAAGAGAUUCAGAUAUAUCAACUGAAGAGAGUUCUGCUGAAGAAGAAGAACUACACCCAUUUAACAAACAUCAGUUAAUCAGUUUAAUAGUAGAAGGCAGAGGUGUUAUAUUAAAUGAAUAUGACCAGGAAAAGAUUAAUCAGUAUAAAUGUUGUUAUUUGAUAUCUGAUUCACAUCAUAGAACUGUAAAAUAUAUGCAGGCUCUUGCUGCUGGUUUACCUUGUGUCUCUCAUUUGUGGAUCAUCUUCUCUUCCUCACAGGGUAGAUUAUUAGAUUAUAAAUCUUAUAUACUACCAGCUGGUAUAAAUAUAGAGAAGAGAAAGUUAUGUGAAUGGAAUUCUAGAGGAAGUUGUCUAUCUGGUUUAAAUGUGAUGGUUAAUUCCAGUAAUAAAGAGUUUGUAUCAGCCUGGUCUUCUGUAUUGAAUAUCAGUAGAUGUCAUCUUAUUACCAAAUUACCUACAGCUAAAAGUAAAACCAAGUUAGAUGUGAUAAUAACAGAUAAUAGUUGUUCUAGUACAGUGUUAAAGAAAGCAGAGCAGUUAUCAAUACCAAUAGUGUCUACUGAAUGGGUCAUACAGUGUUUAAUAACAUCUCAUAUAGUUAAUUAUGCUGGCAAUCCCAAAUAUAGACAUGAUUAUUAUGAUAAAUAG